AUGAUAAGUAAAAUAGAACCUAAAAGAGAUGAUGGAAAACCGAAAAGGCCGAUGUCGGCGUAUCUGCUAUGGCUAAAUAGCGAGCGCGGGAAGAAGGCUGACCACCCCGGCCUGAAGGUGACCGAGGUGGCCAAGAAGGCUGGCGAGAUCUGGCGCUCCAUGGACGACAAGAGCACUUGGGAGGAGAAGGCGGCCGAGGCCAAGGAGCAGUACGCGAAGGACCUCGAGUGCUACAACGCCAACGGCGGCGCGCCCACGCCCAAGAAGGCGCAGAAGCGAGGCGGCGCCAAGGCCAAGCCGGCCAAGGCGAGCCGCACCAAGCACAAGAAGGAGCAGUCGGAGGACGAGGACGCGUCGGCCGACGACGACGACGCGGGCGACAGCGAGUGAGCGCUCACUAGCGCCGCCAACCGAACAUUGUGAGUGAGUGAAUAGCGAUGUGUGCACCGGUACUGACGCGCAGUGCACUCGACAGCCUCCACUGUUUCUAAUAACUACUUACUAUACUAUCUACUAUGAAAGUGUACUAAUAUAUAAGCCGAAAUCAUUCAUCAAUCGGGUUUCAUCAUCGUAUUCAAUCAUACAUUUUUAUGUUAAGUAUUAUUGUCGAUUAUGUAUCGGCUUGUUGGUAUUAAGUAACCCCCUGGGCGCCUACUCUUACGAUCUCUGCGAAUUUCGACUGAAUUAGAUAAAAUGAACCUCCUAGAUAAAUGACUCAUCAUCCCACACAAUCAAUGCGUUCAUUUUAUUAGAUCUUCAUGUGUAAAUAUUUUAUGAUUUGAUGUUAGGUCGCUUCUGUAAGUCAGAUUUGUCAUGCAUUUAUUAGAUAUAAGAUUACAAAAAAGCUCGUCUGAAAUAAAUAAAAAAUCUACCCCA
Messenger RNA from Helicoverpa armigera (cotton bollworm), 876 nucleotides. RefSeq names its product high mobility group protein D. Gene Ontology annotation, biological process: regulation of transcription by RNA polymerase II. Gene Ontology annotation, molecular function: transcription cis-regulatory region binding; DNA binding, bending. The record is from RefSeq and is a predicted model, not a curated record. NCBI's taxonomy places the organism in Eukaryota, Metazoa, Arthropoda, Insecta, Lepidoptera, Noctuidae.